AUGUUACUCAAUAAAUUUUCCCAAUUUCUACUUGUCGGCUGGCUCUCCAACACGCUGGCCGAGACUGUCGUCCACGAUGACCAUUUCACCCCCGACCACGUGCUCAGGGUAGCCGUUGCCCCAGUGAUCUCUGGUUGCGAGAUGCGGGAUAAUGUGGUGGUCAAUGGGACGUCCCCGGGACCAGCCAUACAUCUGCUUCCUGGGGCGAGAACCUGGAUCCGAGUCUACAAUGACAUUCCAGAUCAGAACCUCACCAUGCACUGGCAUGGCCUCUCCCAACGAUUCGCGCCCUUCUCGGACGGUACUCUCGCCGCAUCACAGUGGCCCAUCCCCCCGGGCCAUUUCUUCGAUUACGAGAUUGCGACCGAACUGGGGGAUGCUGGUUCCUACUUCUACCAUUCGCACGUUGGCCUGCAGGCGCUGAGUUGCACCGGGCCGUUAAUCGUUGAGGACUGCGGCUCAUCGCCUUACGCUUACGACGAUGAGCGAAUCCUCUUGUUCCAGGAUUACUUCCAGCAGAAGAACCAGGACAUGGUUGAGGGCCUGACGUCUGUACCGUAUACCUGGAUGGGGGAAACGCGUGGCAUCUUCCUAAACGGCAAAGGCGUUGCGCUGGGUAUGGCGGCCACCGAGGGCCCGGGCGGUGAAGCGAAUGGGUUCUUUGGGAGCCGUCGCUACUCGGGUUCCGGCGCCGUCAAUGGCAGCCCGGACUCCUGGGAUGGAGUAUUGGGUGAUGACCAGAUCCAACCCUCAGCUGAAUGCACGCUCCCGGUCAUCGACGUCGAGCCGGGCAAAACAUACCGAUUCCGCUUCAUCGGUGCCACCGGCCUGUCCCUCCUGUCGAUGGGUUUCGAGGAUCACCCCAUCCUUGUCGUCAUUCAAGUCGACGGCGGCGAGUACAACUCAGCAGUGCCAGUCGACCGCAUCCAGCUCGGCGGAGGCCAGCGGUUUGACGUCAUUCUGCAAACCAAGACGGUCGAGGAGCUCGGAGACAAGGCCACCUACUUCCUCCAGUUCGAGACUCGUGACCGUCCCGAAACCUAUCGCGGCUAUGGCGUACUCCGGUAUAAUGUCAACUCGCCGGUCCCCCCUGCGCCGGUCGUUCCGGUCCUCGCCCUCCCCGCCAGAGUCAACGACUGGCUCGAAUACACCCUCCAGCCUCUCGACCCCUCCAACGACCCCUGUCCGACUCCCGAAGAAGUCACCAGGCGCGUCACCCUCCUGGCCGAGGAAAAGCAAGACCCCAUCACCGGCCGCCUCGCGUGGCAUCUCGCGCACAUGACUUGGACCGACGAGAGUCGCGACAAACCCGUGCUUGUCGACAUCUACGAGCGCGGCCAACCCGCCAUCCCCGACUACGAGGCCGCCGUGGCCAACUUCGGCUGGGACCCGGCCAACAGGCUCUUUGCCGCCCGCAAGGACGAAGUUCUCGAGAUUGUGAUCCAGAACACGGGCUCGCAGUUCAGCGGCGCCGCCGGCAUCGUCGAGACGCACCCCUUCCACGCCCACGGCGCGCGCUACUACGACAUCGGCGGCGGACCGGGCCUGUACGACGCCGACGCGAACAAUGCCAAGCUGGCCGCCCUCAAUUACAAGCCGAUCAAGCGCGACACGACGAUGAUGUACCGGUACGGCGACGGCCGGGUGGCGCCCGGCGCGCCGGCCGGGUGGAGGGCGUGGCGCAUGCGCAUGUCUCACCCCGGCGUGUGGAUGGUGCACUGCCAUGUCUUGGGCCACAUGAUCAUGGGCAUGGAAUCCCUCUGGGUGGUCGGCGAUGCCGAGGACAUCAUCACGAUCCCCUUGCCCGCGAGUGAGAAUUACUUCACGUACGGCGGCAGCGUCUACGGCAGUGAGGUGCGGGCGCCUGCGGUUUAUCACUAUUUCGACUGCUGCACAAACAAGUGCGUUGACGCGAGGGCCAGCAACUGCACAAACUGA
Chaetomium fimeti is the source of this 1938-nucleotide messenger RNA. RefSeq names its product Cupredoxin. The record is from RefSeq and is a predicted model, not a curated record. The transcript has 3 exons. The coding region runs from base 1 to 1938 and encodes 645 amino acids. Lineage: Eukaryota; Fungi; Ascomycota; Sordariomycetes; Sordariales; Chaetomiaceae. Gene Ontology annotation, molecular function: copper ion binding; oxidoreductase activity.